Messenger RNA from Xyrauchen texanus (razorback sucker), 2203 nucleotides. Its product is annotated as sorting nexin-16-like. NCBI's taxonomy places the organism in Eukaryota, Metazoa, Chordata, Actinopteri, Cypriniformes, Catostomidae. The record is from RefSeq and is a predicted model, not a curated record. Gene Ontology annotation, cellular component: extrinsic component of endosome membrane; early endosome; late endosome. Gene Ontology annotation, molecular function: phosphatidylinositol binding. The transcript is spliced from 8 exons. Gene Ontology annotation, biological process: early endosome to late endosome transport; endosome to lysosome transport; protein targeting to lysosome. Bases 102 to 1013 code for a protein of 303 amino acids.
GACGUGUUUCCGGCCGAGCGUCAGACGGGCGGAUGGAGGAAUAACAGCGAUCAAAACAUUCAUCAGUCAGUCAGUCAGUUUGUGUGUGUUUGCGUGGAGUGAUGGCCACACCGUUUGUUCCUGUGCCGGUGCCCAUAGACAGAGCUCCGCAGGCGAACAGUAAGAGAGCCGCCCUGCCGUGUCAGAGUCCCGUCACCCGCGCCAGACUCAACGGCACCGAGCGCUCGGUGGAAUAUUCCAGUUACCCGCAUCCGAACAGCCCUCCAGAGACCCCGGGCCUGAGCUGGGAGGAGCGGCCCAUCACACCAACCUUGCUGGGGUACGAGGUGAUGGAGGAACGGGCCAAAUUCACAGUUUAUAAAGUUCUGGUGAAGAAGACUCCAGACGAGAGUUGGGUCGUGUUCAGACGCUAUACAGACUUCUCAAGACUCAAUGACAAGCUGAAGGAGAUGUUUCCUGGAUUCCGGCUGUCUCUUCCUCCAAAGCGCUGGUUUAAAGACAACUAUGAGACGGAUUUCCUGGAGGACAGACAGCUCGGCCUGCAGGUGUUCCUCCAGAAUCUCGUGGCCCAUAAAGACAUCGCCAACUGUGUGGCAGUUCGGGAGUUCUUGUGCCUGGACGAUCCGCCCGGCCCGUUUGACAGUCUGGAGGAGAGUCGGGCGUUCUGUGAGACACUAGAGGAGUGUAACUACAGGCUUCAGAAGGAACUUCUCGAGAAACAGAGAGAGAUCAGCUGCUUAAAGAAAACGCUGCAGGAGAAACAGCUUCACAUUCAAGCACUUGAAAGAAGAAACAAUGGAGAUGUGGUCACUCCAGACAGUCCGUGUUGUGUGUCCGGUGUGGACAGCACGGAGAGCAGUGUGGACGUCGAGUCUUCUGCCAUUGAAGCCGAUCAGGAGCUGUCACAUGAAACUGAUUGUGCGGUUCAGUCGGGUCAGGGUUCGGUGUGUUGGUGCGGUCCGGUCGUCAGCAGUGCUUCUCCAGUUAUUCAGGUCACGCAUCUGGAACACUGACUGACAGGAAGUCAGUCUCUCCUCUCUGUGUCUGUGGACAGACUGAAGCUCCCGUCACGUGAUGAGACGUGUUUGCUCCGCUCGAGAGGAAUGACUCGUGUUUAAUCUCAGCCAAAGACACAAACGCACGACUCACUGAACUACUUGUGUUCCUCUGACAGUCCAGCGACACUGAAACCAGAGGGAACAAGGACAUCUCUGUUCUCUGGGUCACGUUUAUUUGACAUCAUUCUGGUGAAUCUGGUGAAAUUGAGGUUUAAGUGACAUGAGCUGCUGUUUAUCAGGUUCAUCUCUGAUUCUGGUUUCUUCAAGAGUUGUUUCAUGUGAUCUCAGAAGAUGCUCGUGACUUUAUUCUGUAAUACGGACUUCAGUGACGUUUAGCUUCAUAUGAACUGCUCCGAUUUGUUCUUCAGUCUUGGCCUGAAAUAUUUGGGUGAAAUUUAAUAAUUGACACAAUCAUGCAGCGCUUCUGUGGGAUGAAGUGCUGUUAGUUUUCACUUCAGUGUCCUGCAUCACUACAAGCCAUAUUUACUUGUGUGUGUUAAUGUUAAACACGGGUUAGCUGUACCAGGUCACAUGAUGCACUUUAAGGUCCAGAGGGAUUAUGGGACAGAUGUGUCUGCACUACUUGAUGAAGGUUUCCUGUAAAGCAGCGUGCCUUUCCACAAACACAAUGAUCAUUUCAGCCCAUGACACGGUGCCGUGCGGCUUUUCCCUCGGCAGCAUUUUAUGUAUUUAUUUGACUGGCAUAUUAAAUUUAGCUUUGGAUGGUUCAAAUGGUCUCUUCAGAUGAUUUGUGAACGACAAAGUUUUAUUAAUCCAAAUGAUCAUAGCGUUGUUCACCAGUAACUAUAAUGUAGACUUUAUAUUCGUCUUCUCUAUUAAACUCUGUCACAUGAUUUGAUGCAUCCUCACUGAAGUUUGUAUUUAUAAGAUGUUAGGAGUGACAGAAAUGUGUUUUAAAGGUGUCAUAUAUUUUCUUUCUCUGGUUUUCAGCUCGUAUCGCUUUCUUUUCUAAUUCUUCAGUUUUUAGUUGAAACAUGCUAAAACUGAUUAUUAUACAAACUCACAUUAUGCAAAAAUGGUUAUGUUCAGAAAAUCAUAGAUUAAUUAUACAUAUUUUCAGUGUAAGGAUUCCCAAUGUUAUGCUCAUUAGAUAUGUUUUAUUUAAUAAAAAGGCUCUUGUGUGU